UUUAUUGGUGUUAAAUCUCAUUGGCUGUUAGCGCGAAUUAAACUUGUCAGGUUUUGUUGGAGAGAUUAUGUCUUUGACGGGGGCAUUGAUUUCUUGUCAUUAUCAAGUUAUGUCAAUUAAUAUUCCUCUAGUCUCCGGUCGGCUUCCAACAGCUUUCUCACCCGUCUUAAUUUUCCGAACUGACAAAUUUUGAUCGUCUUGUUUUCUCUGCUUAAUUAUUCUAUUAGGUAUCAGUUAUUUUUGGAAACUGAUACAUUUUAGAGGGAAGAAUCACGAGAAAAAAAGAGAGAAAACUUUAAGAAAUUGGUCCGUUUGACUCUUGGGAUAAUGGAUCUUUGCGUGAAGAGAAGAUCCUAUGAUAUAGAUAGCCUUAUUGGUGCUGCGGGUUCUGCAAAUUGUAGCUCAAGCAAUGAAAAGGACAUUGAAAACGAGCUACAGGGGUUCACAUUAAACGCAGUAUCCCAUUCUCCGAAUGAUGAAAUGAAGGAGAGUGAACUAAAAGAUGAAAUCGGGAUAGAAGAUAUUAAAUACGAGACUCCUUCAAGUAGCGGCGAGGACUUGGUAAAAAAUGAAGACAUGACCAGAAGAGUUCAAAUGGAGGGCUCGCCAAUUGACUUCCGGUCAAGCGCGGACCUGUAUGGAGACAGGGACCUCGAGGAUUACGGUAAAAGAAAACAGCGUCGCUAUCGGACAACGUUCACAAGUUUUCAACUGGAGGAAUUAGAAAGAGCAUUCCAGAAAACACACUACCCAGAUGUUUUUAUGAGAGAGGAGCUUGCUAUGAGAAUAGAUCUGACAGAGGCAAGAGUGCAGGUUUGGUUCCAAAACCGGAGAGCUAAGUGGAGAAAGAAAGAAAAAGUUGGCCCCCAGUGUCACCCUUACAGUCCCUAUAUAGGCUACCCCAGCCCGGGGAUUUCCCUAGGACCCCGGCCUGUCGUGCCCUCUCCCCAGAGCUACACAGAUCUUCUGUUGAAAGCUUACCACACCCAACUUCAGAGUAGAAGUGCACGAACAUUCGGUCAGAUUUCUCCAGUGUCUAGUGUGUAUGGAAACCAACACCUGAUGUCGCCGGAACUUUACGGUCUAGCCAUGCGCGGAUUAAUGUAUCCGGCCAACCUUGUCAAGCUUACACCCCCAACACCAGACAUUUCAUUCCAGAAUCUUUUGGCAGAACUCAGUGCCAAAUCAAAAGCAAAUGCAGACCGAUUGUCUUUCUCGCCCAUUUUGGAAAGCGAGAGAACGUCAUCAGUAGGGAACCUCCUACAGAAAUGUGUGCGGGAAUCUGACGUAGGAGCGGAUGACGUCAAUCAACCUCUGACCCCGUGAUGUUUGAGUUUCCCUAAAAUGUAAUGUGCAAUAAUCUGUAAUAAAAUUGCCAACUCUUGAAUUUUAUAGUGCUAUUUUACUUUUUAAGUGUUGUAAACGACAAAAAUGUUGUGUUUAAUAUUUUUAAAAUUGAAUAAAAUUCAUUGCUAUAAAUUUUGAAACUGAAUACCAAAACUGUUUUAUACAUAUGUAUGAUUUUCAUAGUAAACACAGCAUUGAUUUUAUUCUUAUCCUUAAUAAUAAUUUUCAAAUUUUUUAUAAAAUAAACAAUGAAA
Magallana angulata is the source of this 1601-nucleotide messenger RNA. Its product is annotated as homeobox protein aristaless-like. Gene Ontology annotation, molecular function: RNA polymerase II transcription regulatory region sequence-specific DNA binding; DNA-binding transcription factor activity, RNA polymerase II-specific. The record is from RefSeq and is a predicted model, not a curated record. Bases 328 to 1326 code for a protein of 332 amino acids. Lineage: Eukaryota; Metazoa; Mollusca; Bivalvia; Ostreida; Ostreidae. The transcript has 4 exons. Gene Ontology annotation, biological process: regulation of transcription by RNA polymerase II.